GUUGUUCCUGCGGGUUCGAGUGCAUAAUUCGUCUGCUCGGAUGCCUUAAAUCAAUUUCUAUCUUUCGCUGCAGCACCGCUGCAACACCGCUGCUGUCAGGCCAUCCCUCUGCUUACUUCAUUCCUCUUUGGGCCGCCCACUUGCACUAUGCGGGGUAGCAUGCGCCGCAGUAAACACUCGUUAUGUCAUAGCUUCCGCGCAGCUGACUAAGACCCCACUCUUGCGCACUGUAGCGGAAAAGCGGGGUAUUUCCGCGCUCUGACCUGCGCUCUGAGCUCACGCGGUGCUGGCGUCAUACAGGCGAUGAGCAAUUCGUUGCUCUUCGUCAGUGGUGCGCUGAGCAGCAGUGUCAUGUAUCAGCCUCCUCCCCCUCUACUCCUUCCGUCUCGUGAUGUCGCAGUCCAGCAAGCGGCAGUCCAGUCCCGCGUCGGCCUCCCCCGACUCCUCCUCCGCCGCCAGUGCGCGCAAGAGGCAGAGGAAAAACUCCACAAGGGCGUGCGACAUCUGUAAAACUCGAAAGAGCCGCUGCGACGGAACCCUUCCUUGCGCGCGAUGCACAAAGUUCAACUCGAAAUGUACCUACGACCUGAAGUAUACUCGCGGCACCUAUGUCAUGCCAAUGAAAUCCUCCGCCGUCCAGACUGACCCCAUCUCGUCACCGACUCGGCAUCAUACAACCACAGUCGAUCACAAAGCCAGAAGCAACGACGACAUCAGCAGGAUUGACAAGUCCUUGCAAGACUCCAGUGCUGCGUCUGAAACACCAAAGUCGAGCGCAGGGGAUGAGUAUCUAAGCGAGUCCUCUAGACUGCUGUCCGCGCCGAUCGAAGGAGGUCCCGUUGACCCGCUAGAAGUUGCUCGUGAAAAAGCGGAGAUACGGAAAUUACUCUUCCAUGGCACAAUGCAGUCAAAUAUUCCGGUCGACCAUCCUGGGAAAAAUAAUUCCGGCAGCGCGGGUGCAAACAGCAGCACGUUCUGGUUCAACGAUUCUCAUCUGGGGGAAAUAGACAGCAAAUUCUUGGCGCUUCCAUCAAAAAAGCUAGCAUACCAUCUCACGAUGUGGUACUUUGACAACGCGAGUCCGAGCUACCGAAUCCUCCACCGUCCGCUAGUUUACGAAUGGAUCGAAUGCGGCUUCUACGCCGACCCUUCCCCCUUCGACCUCGACGAGACCAGCCACAGCACGAUCCCGAAACGAACCGCGACAGAGGAAAACGUACGCAACCGCCUGCUCAACGAUCACACAAUCUCGGCCGUCAUGUUUUCAAUCUUUGCAAUGGGUUGUCUUUUCCCCGUCGGCAGUCGGCUCAACGCGCCCGAUCAACGCGCCCUGAUGAGCUACCGCUCAAGACAGUUUUUCCUCAUUGCCCAAAGCGAGCUGCGGCUCGACCCCGGCCCACCAGACAUGCUCAUCAAGCUACAGGCUCAGUUUAACAUGUGUCUCUACUUGCUGACCACUUCACGUGUAAAGGCUGCGUGGAACAUGCUUGUGAGGGUUAAGAAUAUAGCAUCCAAUCUUGAUCUCAACCGUCGCGAUCCGGCCUAUGGAACCGAUCGACCACGGAGAUGGGACCUGCUAGGGCUUGAGCUACGCAAGCGAUGCUUCUGGGCUGCGUAUACUCUAGAGACAUACAUGUGCACCAUGCUGGGCAAGUCGCUGACCUGGGCAGAGGAAGACAUCACGGUCGACCUCCCGGCUGUGGCGCGUUAUUCACUGCUCAAACGGGUCUCGGACUCUGACGGGAAUGCGGCGGCAGAUAUGCUGAGCACAAUGGAUUACGGCGAUAUAAAGUCGGGGCCUAGUUUAUUACACUCGCCUAUCGCGCACGCAAAAAUAUCAAAGAUAAUUCGGACUGCGUUGAGAAAAUUAUACUUCAACCCCAACGUCGACCGCUCGAGUGAAGAGCAAGAGCAGCUUAUUGACAACUUGGCGGCUGAGGUGGUGAAUUGGGAAGAAGAGCUCCCUAGUUUCUUGAGACUGAACGCGCUGUCGUCAAGUAAUGGAUUAAAGCUGCCGUAUGCUCGGCAGAUUGAUGUCAUACAUGUCGUUCAUGCCCAUGCGCUCAUACUAAUCUAUCGGCCAUCGCUCAAUCUCUUUGAACCCGUGAAUAUGGCGGCGAGACAGAAUCAGCAGCGGCCAUAUCAACUAAAAGCAUCAUCGCGCAAACGGGCACAGCAGGAAAAGUGCUUGGACGCGGCCCUGGAGGUUGCAGACAUGGGCGACUUUAGCUCGCUCUCGGGGUCGAAUUGGUAUACCUCCUACGUCGUGUUUUGCUCAAUCACAGUCAUGUUUGUGUAUCUUGCCCAUAAUCCAAAGACCGAACGGCGCAAGGACAUCCUCGAUCGUGCUCGAAAGCUGUGCGAUGUCGAGAUGCGGUUGAGUACACAGAGUGAUAUGGCAAAGAGAUAUGUGAGUGCCUUGAAAGAGCUGUGGAGACAGGUUCGGAGGUAUCUGAGCGGACAGCAGCAGCAGCAGCAGCAGCAGCCGAUGGCAGAGUUACUGAGCGCGUCAAUGUCGGCGCCUAUGCAGCAGGAAUCAAUGGAAGAGCAAGAGUCGUCGGCGCUGGAUUUCUCGGAUCCGUCAUUGCUAUCGCUUGACCACUGGGAUAGCGGGCUGACCCCGCCGGACUUGUUGGCCCAGAUUCCUAGUGUGUCUGAUAUCCCGGCGUUUAGAGAACUACAGCAGGCUGCUCUUGGUUCGUAUUAUACUGAUCCAAGUACGAGUACUAUAGACGACUACAGUUCUAUGAUGCGAGAGGUAGACGCAGGAUCAGGGCCGAUGCUGACGGGGAUCGAUAGGGAGGAUGACUUUAACCGGAUGGUGUUUACGGACAUUCUGGAGAGCCUGGCACAAUCUUUCCAAGGGUUUGAUUCAGCUGCUAGUGUAGGAUUUUCACAGUAAUAAUACAAAUUACAG
Molecule: messenger RNA, 2917 nt
Organism: Myxozyma melibiosi
Lineage: Eukaryota; Fungi; Ascomycota; Lipomycetes; Lipomycetales; Lipomycetaceae
Exons: 3
Coding region: 392-2902 (836 amino acids)
Biological process (GO): DNA-templated transcription; positive regulation of transcription by RNA polymerase II
Cellular component (GO): nucleus
Molecular function (GO): sequence-specific DNA binding; zinc ion binding; DNA-binding transcription factor activity, RNA polymerase II-specific
Source: RefSeq, a predicted model, not a curated record